This is a messenger RNA of Fopius arisanus, 6603 nucleotides long. RefSeq names its product protein bric-a-brac 1. Gene Ontology annotation, molecular function: protein binding; DNA binding. The transcript is spliced from 13 exons. The record is from RefSeq and is a predicted model, not a curated record. Gene Ontology annotation, cellular component: nucleus. Bases 964 to 2982 code for a protein of 672 amino acids. Gene Ontology annotation, biological process: regulation of transcription by RNA polymerase II. NCBI's taxonomy places the organism in Eukaryota, Metazoa, Arthropoda, Insecta, Hymenoptera, Braconidae.
GAGACUCGAAAGUUCCCCUCUGAUGAUUCCACCCUGCGUGCCGUUCUCCGUCUCGAAUUGUGUGCCGUGCACCUCUGCCGUGACAAUCGUUCCGCCGAUGAGCGGGAGCGGACGCUGAUAUGGGCCAAUGUUGUAUUCACGUCUGACAGAAUCGUAUGUGCCGCUUCGCGGGGGAAAAAACGACAAGAGCCAUGCGAGAAUAAGUGAUCCUCUGGACGAUGGAUUUUACGCAUGCGACUGGCAUCGUCGACUGGGGUGGGCGAAUCCAAACUUGGACACCAGGGAAAGAUGAUUCGGAUGACCAACGACGAAUAUACCACUUGCAAACGAACAAGGACGUGACGCCAGGGAUAUUGGUGACCAAUAUGGGAUUUACUUUACCGAGUGAGUCAUCGAUGUUUGUGGUUUUCCCUCGAGCGAACGGGUGGCGCCACAAGUUGUGAUGUAUACAUUUGGUGGUUGUGUACUAACAUUUGCUCCAGUGAAAUCAACAAAAUUUCGUUGGAUUAAGCAGUGAUUUAAUAAGUGAGUGAGUGAAACCGAGGAAUAACCAGGAUAGGCAGCAUCUUCAGGGUGAAUGCAAGAUUAUGCAGCCCUGUAGAAAGGUCACCACCUCGUGAGAAAGUGGCCUGGUGGGGUCUGUCGUGUUUUGGAUGGACUACUGUCCUGGUGGUCGGUUUUUCUGGCGAUCAUGGAGAUGAGGACGUGUGGAAGUCGGUGAAGUCAUGAGUGAUUGAGGGACGGAGGCUUGUGUUUCGUGGAUGGGGAGAAAGUUCACUGGACUGGCGGAUAAAAUGACGGAACAGCGCACCUUGCAGAUGAGCGAGUCACAGUGGUGAGUCACAAGUGGGUGGUGUUUGUGUUUAGAGGCCUCGAGAGAGAGACUAGAGAGAGAGAGACUAUUAAUUAUUUAAAGGAGAUUAAAAUAAAAUUGCAAAAACGGAGGAAUCGGAGGAAUUCAAGAUGACGCAGCAGAGCGGGGCGGGUUCACCCCAGCAAUUCUGUUUGCGAUGGAACAAUUAUCAGACAAAUCUCACUAAUGUCUUUGAUCAAUUGCUCCAGAGUGAGUCAUUUGUCGAUGUAACACUGGCUUGCGACGGUCACUCAGUGAAAGCCCACAAGAUGGUACUAUCAGCUUGUUCACCCUAUUUUCAGGCACUCUUCUUUGAAAAUCCGUGUACCCAUCCAAUAGUCAUAAUGAAGGACAUCAAGUGGCCAGAGUUGAAGGCAGCUGUUGAGUUCAUGUACAAGGGCGAGAUAAAUGUCUCUCAAGAGCAGAUUGGACCGUUGCUUAAAGUGGCUGAAUGCCUCAAGAUCAGAGGACUUGCGGAUGUCAAUAGUGAGCAAGAGCUUGUGUCAAGACCUAGUAUGCUUGACAAUUUAGCAUCACUUGGUAGUGGUUCACAAAGUCGUAAAAAGCGUCGUCGUGCAUCGGGUGAUCGUUCACCAAGUGUUAACAGUCCUGAUCAAAAUUCCUGCAUUAUAGAUGAUCAGGAGGUGAUCGGUUUGCCAGAUGUUCACAAUCUCGUGGCAUCGUCUACACCGAGAUCCAUCGGCUCACCAUCCUCAGCCCCAAGUAUCUCAGUUACACCUCAAAUUAAUCUUCAGGAGCUUCCUGUAUCGUUGCCAUUGCCACCACCACAAUCACAAUCCAAUCAGAGCGCUCACUCUGUUGGUCACCACGUGACAAGCCACGUGACAAGUGCUGGACAUCCUAGUGUCAAUCAUCUUGGACAGCAUGUGCAGGGUUUGACGGUGCAGCAGCAUCAGGCACAGGCACAGCAAGCAGCUGUUGCACAGCAUCAGGCGCAGCAUCAGGCACAGCAGCAAGCUGCAGCAGCUGUUCAGCAUCAUCAACAGGCGGUCGGUAAUCAGUCGACGCCAGUCGAUGAUCUCGAGAUCAAGCCGGGGAUUGCUGAGAUGAUUCGGGAGGAGGAAAGGGCCAAGUUGUUGGAGUCUUCCCAUGCUUGGCUCGGUGCCUCCACCUCCAAUAUAUCAGCAGACAGCUACCAGUAUCAGCUCCAAUCGCUCUGGCAAAAAUGCUGGAACACAAAUUCGGGACUUGUUCAUAAUCUACGCUUUCGGGAACGUGGACCACUGAAGUCUUGGAGGCCCGAGACCAUGGCCGAGGCGAUCUUCAGUGUUCUGAAGGAGGGACUAUCAUUGAGUCAAGCAGCUAGAAAAUACGAUAUUCCAUAUCCAACAUUCGUCCUCUACGCGAAUCGUGUCCACAACAUGCUAGGACCGAGCUCCGAUGGCGGGGCCGGUGAGUAUCUACGACCAAAGGGACGGGGAAGACCCCAGAGGAUUCUCCUCGGUGUGUGGCCAGACGAGCACAUCCGUGGUGUUAUCAGGGCUGUUGUAUUCCGUGACGGCUCCAUCGUCAAGGACGAACCAAAUCCAAUGUACCCCAGCCUGGCGAAUUACGCGUGCAAUGGGCCAGAGGGGGCGGUAAGCCCUGGUGCUGCUGCGGCUGCUGCGGUUGCUGCGGUCGCCCAAGGCCUUCGACACCAAAUGUGCAGCAUGGUAGCAGCAGCACAGUCCCACCAGCACGACAUGAUAGCUACAAAUCUAUCAGCAAACUUCCAAGCAGCUGUUCAAGUUAAUCAGCACCAUCUCAAUAACAACAGCGGCUCGAGUAAUAACAACAAUACUAAUAACAAUAAUCGUAAUUCACCGUUGAUACUGGGACUGCCAAGUCCUGGAUCGGGUGGACCACCGGAGAGUCCAAUGGAGGGAAGUCCAUUGGCAAGUCCUUUGGCACCAUUGAUGGAUCCAGCUCACAUCCCCAGUAGCGUUGAAGUUGGAAUUGGUGUCAGUGGUAUGACGUACAAACCCCAGCGUAGCUAUGUCAGUCCAAGACCCGAGAAUAUGUUCCAGGAGGAUAUAUCUGAUCUCGUUAAGAGUUCACAUGGCCACAAGGACAAGGACAAAGUGCCAGUUAAGAUUGAACCAUUGACUGAUUCCAGAAGCGAGCAGUAAUUUUGUCAUGUCGUGGCAGGCUCUUCGUUUUUUUUUAUAUUGUCAGGCUCUGGGCCCACGUUGCAGUUCUCUCCUGGGGUGUGUAAUUAAGGUGGUGAGGGAGCUUGGAACUGUUGAGGUACUUGAGUUGAUCAAUUUUUUUGUUUUUAUUUUUUUCUUUUACCGAGGAAUACGGGAGAACGCGGGAAAAUCAAAAGAAUGUUACGAGCAGUGUAAAGAGUUAUUUGUCUCGUACCCCCUUGAGUGUUUGAGUCAUAUUUUGUGGGACACUGAGUGGAGUACUUGAGGAUUAAGCGAUCGGAUGGAACAAAAUACGAUUGAACGUAGGUUGAGUGGAGUAUGGGAUUAGAAUUAUUAAAUUUUAGUCGUUGAUUACCGAAUUUACGCCAAAAUUCACCCGAAGGAUACGGAUAAUAUCGAUUAGAUGAUUUCGGGGUAAAGGUACUCAAGAUAAUUUAUAUGUACGCAAUACGGAUUAUGUGUUAAUGCCAAAUGUAUAAUAGUUUGAUGAGGAUCGGUUGCAUGCUGUAGGGAGAAUUUUUUCAGAUGAAUCAUUGAGUGGUCACUUUUAUUUAACGGCUGAACACGCGUCGAAAGAGCCAAUUGAUUGCAUGAAAAUAAGAUGAAAAUUUUUAGUUGUUUGGGGUUAAAAUGGCGGUGAGAAUUGGGGCAAUGGCGAUGUUGUCAUUUUCUAGUCAAUCGAACGUCCAAGCUAUUUAUUGGAAAUUUUUUCUUUCCUUUUUUUGCUGGAUUUCGACAAGUGUUCGGUACGUUGACACCAGAUACAGAUGAAUUACAAAUUUUCAGAGUUUCUCUUUAAAAAAUGUCACCGUGUUUUUUUAUGGUAUCAAUUAAAAUGAUAGAGGAAAAGUAAUGUACAAAAUUUGUCGCACGUCCUCGUCUUGUCGGGGAUGUAGUUGAAGGGGGACAACCGUAAAAUUUUAAAGGAGAUGAAGACUUGGAGGUGGGAAUACGUGAAAUUAUACUGAAAGGUGCAACAACUCGACGAGUUUUUGACAAAGAGUCGAAUUAUUUAAGUAAUGAUUGCCUUCCUGCCAUAUUUGGGGUAUGCCAAGUAUAAAAAUUAUAAGAUUUAGGUAUAAAAAAAAGUGAAAAAAAAAUGUUUAUGAUGACAAAAAAAUGAAUUGAAGAACGUAGACUGGAUCUUUGAGGACAUUGGAGAGUAUUCGAAUCAUCUGAGUGUUUGAGUGAAUGGGGGAAAAAUAAAGGUGAGUAUUUCUGCGUGUGAUUAUGGAUGAGAGCUUGCCUUUCUUUGUUUAUUCGAGAGAUCGUGCUAUUUUUCAAAAUUGUAAAGAAAUUGCCGUGCGUUAUUUCGGCCAAAGUAAUGGGACCCUGGGAUUCUCGAUUCAGAAAAAAAAACCCCAUCCCCUUGGGAAUUUCUCUAGUGUAAAAAGAAAAAAUAAUUCGAAGUGGCCUUCGUAAAAUGAAAAACAAAUCUCCAUGAGAAUCUUGUUUUUUGGCUUUCUUUCCACGUGUUGGAUUUUUUUUUUGUCCAGGAAUUGAUAAAAGAAAGUUCUCGCGCGUCUCGGUCGUUUUUUAACGUUUUCUGGAUAAAUAGUGACGCGCAAAUUAGUUCAGUAUUAUUUAUAUCCCCAUGGGGAUUCGACUCGGCCUUUUUUUUGGAAAAAAAGAUUAGCCUCUACUAUUUGUCUGUCCCUAAUUAUUUUCUAUACUUUUUCAGUAUUUUUCUCUCCGUGGAUCGAAACGUAAAAUUCUUUGAAAUUAAUUACGUGGGGAAUUCUUAAUUAUCACAAAUUUCAUUAUGAUGACUGAACUAAUUUGGCGUUGAAAGAAGUGAUAACGAGUCAAAUUCGUUCUAAUUAGCACGACGGUGAUUAAUAUUAAAAAAUGAUAUUCUUGAUACAAACAUUUUUGUGCGAAAAUUACUCAAAAAAAGUGGAAAAAUUAUAAUAAAGAAACACGAACGAUCAAUGAUAAAAUCUUGCAUUACCAUCUAAAUAGGAAAACGUAAUAAAAAAUCUCACGGGCCGUUCGACGUCCUGUUGCUAUCGUAUACGUAUUUAAAAAUAAAUCCUGAACUUUCUUAUUUCCGACAAGUCGCUUUAAAAAUUCCUAAACGGAAAACAAUGGAUACGGUUUUUACAAUCUAGGCUUAAAUGUGUUCAGAGUGAACUUUCAGAUAAAUCGGAGGGGGAAAAAAGCAAAAAUUUUAAAACAACUUACACGACAAAAUCGCGAGACCGAGAGCAAGCGAGUGUGCGAAAGUUUUUGAAAGAUUGAUACAUGAGAAAAUAAAAUUAAAUAUUGUAUAAAAAAAAAGUAGUAAGUGCCUUCCAAAAGAAAAAUUGUUUAAAGAGUCCCGUAGAUCGUGACCAGUUGUAAGUGAAAGAAAUUCCAAAUUUCGUCGUUCUAAAAAUCUCAAAGUAACACUUUCAGGAAUAACUAAAAAUUGGUAUCUGCAAUGUGUCGAUGAAAAAAAAAAUACUAAGAAUAACCAGUGUGUUUGCGAAUUGAGUGUAUGGUAUUAAAAAUGAAAAAAAAAAAAAAACUGAUGAGGAAAGUCGCCUGUCGUGCAAACGCCGGGAACACCUCAAAUGCCUGCCCGUUAGCGUUUGCACGUCACGCGUUUUUAUAAAAACUCCGAAGAAACAAUAAUUAAAUUCCGUUUGGAUCGAUCCACCACCGGUAAUACCCUGAAUGGCAUGUCUGUAGGAAGUUGAACUUGUUUUUUUUUUCCAUUUAUCGAAACGAUAUGAGAAUGAGAAUUAAAAAAAAUAAUAAUAAUAAAUAAAUGAAAACGUGAGCUCUGAGAAUAAAUUUAAAAAGCUGGAGAAAACUAAAAUCCUUCGUUUCCACAUUUUGAUAUAUCUGUGAAGAAGAAAGAAAUAACAAAAAUACAUAAAUACCUAUAUUACAUACUUAAUAUGUAAGUGAAGAAUAAUGAAAAAAAAACACACAAAAAGUAUCUAGUACGCUAAUAUUGAUAUAGUGAACAUGAAAUGAUUAUAUAAAGGAUAUAUAUAUAUAUAUUAUAUAUAAAUUGAUAUAUGUAUAUCGAUACGGUUACUGCUGGGGUGCAUUUACCAAAAACACAAGAAUGAAAAUUACGGAAAGAACUAAGUAAAUUUUUCCUUUGAUUUUCCAUUACAAGACGAUCCUCUAGACUAGAAAAAAAAAUUAAAUCACGGAGUCUUGGUGGUAGUACGCAAUCGUUAAAAUUCAAAGGCAGGAUAUGACAGUUUAAAGCUGAUUUUUGGAGAACGCCAAUUCGUCUAAAUAGAAUACAAAGAAAUUAUCUAAAUGAGACCCAAUAUCAAAGCUAAUUAAUUAUAUGAUUAUCACUUCAUGCCGCAAUAACUAGAAUCGUACUCAAUCCUUCAUUUCUUUGAAAUGAUAACUGAUAGACGAGGGUAAUGACAAUUGACGUUAAAUCGAUGGGUGAAAAUAAAAAUCGCACACGACGGAUAAUGAGCCUACAGAAUAAAACCGAACAAAAAUCACGAAUGCUUAUUUUAUCCCGCUAACUAAAAAACUACAGUUGAGAGAUAGUUAAAAUAGGUAAAUUUCCUAGUUUAUCAGAGACUUGGUAGUUGUUUUUCAAAGGGUAGAGUUCACGUUAUUUGGUCUCGAAUCAUGAUA